Messenger RNA from Thlaspi arvense, 1381 nucleotides. NCBI's taxonomy places the organism in Eukaryota, Viridiplantae, Streptophyta, Magnoliopsida, Brassicales, Brassicaceae. The record is from the annotation of a GenBank genome assembly.
GUAUUGAUUGUCUUUCAUAUAGAUGUGUGAAGUGUCUUAUUUUCGAAACAUCCCACAUCGGUAAGUAGAGAAUCGUUACUCAUAAACUUUAUAGUAUAAAAAGGAAGCCGAGACACCUUUCCUAAUCAUACCUUUCUCGGCCUUUUGGCUAAGAUCAAGUGUAGUAUCUGUUCUUAUCAGUUUAAUAUCUGAUAUGUGGGCCAUCGGCCCACACGCGAUAUUAACUCUAUUUUUUAAGGGAGAAGGCCCAUCAAGAUAGCUUGCUAUCUGGGCUUUCGCGAGUCGCCCAUGCGUUGCACUAUUGCAAGGGCUUGGCUCAACCCGCCAAACCAAUAGUUUAAUAUUUUUCUUUUAAUUAAAACCGAAUAAUCAAGUUUUAAAAUUGGGUCAAACAAAACUAUUUACAAAUUAAUCACGGAUCAGAGGCAAAUCAUAGUGAAGUGAGGGAGAUAGAAAAUAGUAGAAAAACAUGGCGAACCCUAGAAGGGUACUGAUUGAGAACCAGAGGUUUUUACCUCUAAUCAAUCUACUGAAGAAGCCUCAAGCGGUUCCUCUGCUUCUCUCGUUUUUCCUCCUCCUCACAUGGAUCACCCUCAGGGUACAGCACUCUUCUCACUUCUCUUCGUCUUCUUCCCAUCCGAAAUCGGCAUCGAAGAGUCAUCCGGAUUUGGAAAUCCUCGACGACGACGACAAGGUUAACCUGGUCCGGUUCGAUUCGGCGUCGCUCUCUCCUGUCCGAAAAGACGACCGUGGAUGGUUGCUUGAUCCCGUUAUCCUUGCUCGUGAUUCUCGGCUCAAUGGUGGAGCGGCGUCAUGUGUUUCCAUUCAUGUUGGUGAAAUCCGGCCUGGGGGGUUGAGGGGAAACCACAGACACCAUACCUGUAAUGAGACCUUCGUCAUUUGGGGUGCCAAGACAAAAUUCAGGCUGGAGAAUCACAAGGUCGAAAAAGGUUACGCCGAAGUGUUAAUCGGAGAGGAUGAAGUAGCUGUUGCGGUUAGUCCGAGUGGCACGGCUCAUGCUCUGAUAAACGUUGAUCCUUUGCGUUCUACUUUCUUCAUUGGCUGCCAAGACAGUAGUAUGCAGAACAGCUCAACUAGCGACUACAAAGUAUGGAAAGAUCUAUGAUCCAAAAGCUGUUUUGUUUAGUUUUCUCCUCUUCUUUCGGACUUUCAUUGGCCUUUCUCAUUCACUUCUUCCUGUGUAAUCAGCUUCUCUGUUUUAUUUCUAUCGAGCUCUUAUUUUUGUAUAGAGUUAGGCUCCUUUUUUUUUGUCAGUCAUAUUGUUGCUGUGAUUAUCACCCUUAAACCUUCGAUAUUUAGGGUUCAAUGAUAUCAUCAUGAUACCACAUACUCCAACUUUCAGAAUUUAUUUACAGGUGCG